AUGAAAUAGAUGCAUCAAUUAUUGCUGAUGCAAGAGUUAAAUUCCCACUUGAAGAGCAAGUAAGGGAUGAAGCUAGAUACAUUUUCAACCACAUAUUCACUCUUGGAGAAUGUAAAAAUCUUAAUAUGACUGGGAAAGUCCCUGUUGGUGUUGAUUCAAAGGGAAAACUGAACCAAACUAAGGUGGCAGCCCUUGCUGAGGCUGUGAGAAAACUAUAUGGAGACAGUGCAGCAAGGAAACAUGUUAAAGUUGUUGUGACCAGGCAACUUAGUUUUGUUAAGACGGAAACCAGUCCUAUCAAAGCCCAGAUUAUCACAACAACCAGAAGACAACAAGUUUGUGUUGAUUGA
This is a messenger RNA of Owenia fusiformis, 350 nucleotides long. Lineage: Eukaryota; Metazoa; Annelida; Polychaeta; Sabellida; Oweniidae. The record is from the annotation of a GenBank genome assembly.